Messenger RNA from Exaiptasia diaphana, 1772 nucleotides. RefSeq lists its product as uncharacterized. The transcript is spliced from 6 exons. The record is from RefSeq and is a predicted model, not a curated record. NCBI's taxonomy places the organism in Eukaryota, Metazoa, Cnidaria, Anthozoa, Actiniaria, Aiptasiidae. Bases 254 to 1192 code for a protein of 312 amino acids.
GUUAGUGGAUAUAGAAAAAUGACGACAGGUUCUCUAGACUCGCUUAGAUCAAUUAUUCAAUCACAAAGAACAAUGUAGGUAAAAACGUGCUUUGUAUUUACUUCGAAAAUCAUAAGCAAAAGAACARUGGACCCAGGGAACAAAUCGAAAACUUGAUCAAUGGAAAAUUACAUACUAUGACAAAAGCCUUUUAAUCUCUACUAUUCGGAGGCAAUUUCAAAUAAUCUCAGUUGAGCUCCUCAAGUGAAUAGUCAUGAACUCUUCAGAAAUGGUUUCCAGCAACCCAACCAUCGUUAUUGCUGAUUCCAAAAAAGGAGAUUUGGUUACAAAGAAAUCAAAGUGUCUUCCCAUCAUGGGAACUGUCCUCAAACUAUUCGUCUUGUCGCUGAUGGUCUUUACUGCGCUGUUUGUAAUUCGCGUCAACCGUCCAAAGUAUGAUUCUGUACUGAGAUUCCGAAGUCUUUUAGCGCCACCACCUCGUGAUGAUGCACURUAUGAUUACGAUAUGGAUGAGGAGCACGAUGCAACAGACGAGCCUCCCCCUGCCGCGUGGGGUCCAUGGGGCAAGUGGAGUCGAUGCAGUAGCGGUAAAUACUGCGCUGAAGGAAGUCAGUUUCGCAAACGAAAAUGUGUCACGUCGAAUAACAAUGGUUUCUGUACGGGAAUAUCGAUGGAGUCUAGAGAUUGUCCUGGAUCCUCGUGUUCCCGCGAUAACCAUCGCACACCUGGUCUAGCUGACGAGUCUCCUGCUCCAGAAACAUCMUUCAUUGGUCAAGAGUGUAACUCAUCAACCAAAUAUUUCGCUCGAGGUAAAGAGGCAGACAAAAUUCCAGAGGAAGUCUUUCAUUUAUUUCCCGCUGCUAAAAGACUUUUCACUAGUGGAUUCUUCGCUGUUCAAGAAAUCCCUAAAGUUCUUCCUAGAGAAGAUAACAUUACAAAGAUAUGCUUUGAGCCUCUUGGUCUAUGGAACAUACGGUCKAUAAGGAAAGCACUACAUUUGAAUCGAUACACUAAAGCAUCGAUCAAGAAUUUGAACUCUAAGCACUUAUUGGGUAUUGCAAUAGGCUUGAAACUCGACGGAACACUAUAUGCAGUGCAAUUAGCCAUCGGGACACCCGGGGCAAUGUACAGUACCCUGUACUACCGGAGAUUUCGAGGACGAAGCUUCCAUGAAGACUAUGUGACAUACUAGUGGUAUAGGGAGGAGCUUUUACCCUUUCUCGAGUAGGUUCACCCAGAGCAUGUUUUAAUGCCCUGUACUACCGGAGAAUUGAGACGAGGACUGUCAUUUAUAAGUAGGGCAUGAACUUACACCGAUAGUUAUAAAGCACCCUGGACUACCGGGGAUUCAAAGGGAAACUUUCAUGAAGAUAGCGUGGCUUGUACUGACGAAUCAAUGAGUUCAAUUGGAACAUGAACUUACACUGAUCGUUAUAAAGCACCCUGGACUACCGGGGAUUCAAAGGGAAACUUUCAUGAAGAUAGCGUGGCUUGUACUGACGAAUCAAUGAGUUCAAUUGGCCUAUCAAUCUUGCCCCACUCUCCCUAUACCUUUCCCUUUGUUUUGGUUCAGGAAGGGCUUAGGACGAGGUUGGUGCCCUGUUAGUUACAGAGGAAGUAUGCAACACUAGUCAUUGUAAACCAGGUUUUUGAUAUUGGAUACCUAAUGAUAGUAAAUAAUAUGGGUUUUGGGAAGAGGGAGGCCGACUACUGAUUUAAAUACCUUUUAUAAUACUUUGGUAGCUUGUUUAUUAAUAAACGUUUGURAUAAA